GCAAAUGUUCGAUACACAUCCGGGCAAAUCUUUGCGCGUGGUGUAGAGGGCACUUCAUGCCUGUCAAACGGAUUCAAAUUCCACUGUAACAACAUCCAAAACAAAUGCAACAUUUUAUAACGCAGAAUAGUACCACCAGUUUCUAGAAAUAAAGGAAAGUAAUAAUUAACGAGAAGAAUUUAAAAUUUCUCAUACCUCGCGGUACCCGAGAAAGUCCCCCUCGUACCCAGUUCUGUGAAAGUGUGUGAUGGAAUUCCGCCAAAAGACAACAUAAACAUUCCAUCCUGUUGGGUGACAUUUUCCAGCGAAACUGGACCCGUUUUUCCCGUCCUACCCACAGCUGUUCGAUAGCAAAAGUGGGAUAAAAAAAAAGAACAGAAGCAGUUGUUUAGAUGACACAAGGGCAGAGCGACAGUGGGCACAUUUUCCUGAGACGCCAUUCCCGUGCUCAAUCCAGUUGUUUUUCUCAUUUUUUUUUCACCCCGCAAUCUCCCAUCUAAAACACGGAGUGUGUGUGUGUGUCGGUGAGUCAUCACCACCACCCCGCACCGGAUACAAUCAACCGCCGCCAGUCCAAGCUGCAAUCAAACCGAAAUGUAAUCGCUGUACAAACAGCAACAAUUGCGAGCUUUUCGCGUCUGCACGCCGACGAUGUGAGUGAGCUUGCCAGUGCGAGCACAACCAAAAGUAGCAAAAACAACCAGUGUGUGUGUGUGUGUGAGUGUGUGUGCCAAGACAAAGAGGGGGGCAAGAAGAUGGGCAGCCAGGCGUCCAGCAUUUCGCAGCGCAUUUUGCCGGCCGAUGCGGUCGACUCGCUGCAGUUCGAGAUCAAAAAGCAGGUCCACAUCUUCUCCGAGAUCAACAACCUCGGGUACGAAGACUUCCAGAAGUGUCUGGCCGAUCUGAACCGACUCUCCCGGAAGUGUCUCGACCCGAACGGGAAGCAGCUGGUCUUUGCGGUGAAGAAGGGCACGGACAACUCCAUCCUCUGGAAGCGGACGGUGCGCAUCGCCUGCGUCAAGAUCGACCCGGAGACGCGCAAGAUUGACUGCUUCAAGCUGCUGACGCUGCAGCAGUUCCUGCAGGUGUUCCGCACCUUCCAGACGAACCUGCACGCGAUGGUGACGGUCGAGAGCCAGCGGAUACACAGUCCGGGCGCGAGCCCGUCCCGGUCGAGCACCGGCAGCUCCGCCACCGGGCCGCCGGACACGCCGCCGUCGGCUAAGGUGGACGGGGCCGGCCCGUCCGCUGCUGCUGCUGGCGCCGCCCGGCCACCGCCGGAGAGUCCUGCUCGCACCGCCACGCCCACCACCGUCCCGCUGUCCAGCUCGGCCUCGACCUGCUCGUCGUCGGGCGGCGGCACGUUCGUCUUUCCCGACUGCACCACCGCCUCGAUCCUGAUGGCGCAGGUCGAUGCGAUCGCGGCCGGCCCAGCGGACGCGACCGACCACGCCGACGAGUGCUGCAUCUGUCUCGAGCGCCGGCCGGAGGUGUCGCUGCCGUGCGCCCACAGCUACUGCAUGCCGUGCAUCGAGCAGUGGAACAUCCACCAGAAGACGUGCCCGAUCUGCGACGAGGCGCUCGCCAGCACGGACGACACCUGGGUCCUGUCCGAGAUGCCGGAAGCGAACGAGGUGAGCGAGGAGAUCUGCGCCACGCUGCUGAAGCUGUCGAACGAGCCGGUCGCGGACGACGACGACGACGGCGACCGGAACUGGCUGCGCCGGAUGCUGGACUUGUGAUUUGGCCUUUGGGAGGGGAGAAGAAGGGAUAGGGUAGGGUGGGGGGGGGGGGAGAGAGAGAGGGGAGAGUGUUUGUUGGCCACUGUACUUUUACUUCUUUUUUUUCAACUCUAAAAUCAAAUGUUUUAUUUGCUCACUAUUAAGCGCUGCUGAGGGAUUUUCGAAUCUAGAGCAAAGUGAUCGGUAAUGUGCUUGCUCAAUGAAUUACGUCAAGCCCUUCCUAUUUAAUAUUUUCGUUUCUUCCUUUAGACUGUUCCAUAUACUAUCGAUUUUCUAAAAGGCCUUAAAUCACGCCUCCUUCAACAUCUUGUUAACCAGUUUUGCAAAGCCAUCCUAAUGUUAUAACACUAUUAAUCGCUUUUCCCUCUAUUUACGGCUCUUUAAAGCCGACAACAAUCGAUAUAUGUUAGAGUUAGGUUAAUAUUUUCUUGACUUUUUUUUUCUUUUACAAUUAACAGCAAAUAUCCCAUUACGGCGAGUUACUCGUAGGGCGCAAUAAUCAAAAUCGUAUGAGAACCUUUUUGCAUCGAAAACAUGUGCGGUCCCUUUUUAGAUAUUAUUAUGCUUCACGAUGCCAAAAUAUCAAUCAAUUAAUAAUAUUGGGAUGCAUUAAAAAUUGCACCAACGCCGCCACGUUUGAUAUUGUGAUGAAAAUUAUGUUUUUAUUUCUUAUACAGUGGCGGCCACCUAAAGUCGGGCACCGCUUAUUUUCGUGGUCAUUUUGCUGCUGAAAUGAUUGAAAUGAAAUGACCAGUCUUCCAGUGGACCGCAUACCAAAUUUCAUACCUUUGCUAUCAGUUAUCAGCAUACCAAGUUCUUAAAUCAUUUGCUACCAAUUAUUACAGGGGUUCCCAGGGGUUCUCAUAGUUGUGAGACACUUCCUUGACUUUAUCUUAUAGGAAGUGAACUUCAUAACGUUGGAAAUUGAACUCUAUGGCACGCGUUUUGUUCAGGCGCCUUCGAUAUUCCUAUUGGUUUUGUCCAACAAGGAUGCUAUAGAGUCCAAUUCCCAAACAACAUUAAGUUCAUUUCACGUAGGAAGGAGUCCCACAGCUAGGAGAACUCCUGGAAAAUUCAUCGACUAUGUUGAGUGGUCAUCGGCGUAUUAAAUAACCUAGGCCAUCUAGAGAACUGUCAGUCUACAGAACUUUCCAGGAUGUCGCAAAGUCAGAUGAUAGGUGAAAAUAAGCGGUGUCCGACUUUAGGUGACCGCCACUGUAAUUCAAAUGAACGUUUGGCAAGAUACCGUACAAGUGCUAUGAGUACCAAAAUUUACUUUAAUAAUUGCGGGCUCGGUCGUGCGAUGCGAGAAAAGGAAGAUACUGUUGAAUGCGGCAUCUCCAGAUGAAAAAUCGGAAGUGCCAAACAAAGAAGUGGAAAUACAAGAAGCUAUCCAUAAAAGGUGUUAUUCCCCGCUUAGAUGAAGGAGCUUAUCAUAAACUACCUGCAAACGCUUAUUGUCGUUUGCAUGAAUUUUAGACGUAUCGGCAAUCCACGUUGCUCGCUUUGAUAAUGAACGGAGGCUUCGUUGCAAUUCUGCUUCUAUACAGGGUUCGCGGUUUCUUUCUCUUGAAUAUUUGUGAAUAUUUGCUUAAAUAAGCGAUGUCAAACUUUUUUGACCCCGCGGGCCAAAAUGCCGCCGAAAAUAGUAGCACGGGCCGCAGCCUAGUUUUUGUAUUACAUUAUAUGAUACAAACAUCAGAUCGUUGGCAGUUCUUUUCAUUCCAUUUUGGGAUAACUGUUACGUUACAAUAGUUUAAACUUUGUUGUUAAAUAAGGUACAAAAAAAUAAAUGUUGUAGCAGAUUAUUUUCAAUUGGCCAAAGGCCUCUGAUAUUUUCAUAAUUUGCAUAGUUUUGUGGCAACUAACAAGAUUUUAUGCGCAAAAAUAAUGCCAACAACCUGGGCAUGACUAAUUACGUUGGUUUAUCCAAUACAGGUGUACUAAAUUUUAUGUUGAAAUUGGUGUCAUUUUGAUUAUCAAUAUUUUUGAGCCGAGAUCGAUUGAUGCUGUGCAAAGUCCAUGAAUUACUACAGGUUGGUUUGUCUAGUCCAGUCUAGACGUAGACAAAUCUUCAUUUGACAGUUGGAGAGUGCAAUGUGUCAUUCAAGUCUUUAGUUACCAUUACUCUUCUCCUGCUAAUCUCCAUAGCAAUCCCUAUUUGCUAUGGCCACCAACAUCAGAACCAAUUCACCAGUAGUAUAUCUAAUCAUAUUGGUCUUGGUAGGCUGCCUCAUGAAAAGCUUGCGAUCGUUUGUAACAUCUCUUGAUAUUUCGGGUGUGCGGAGUUUACUUACUUGUACUGUAGAGGCAGAAAUGCUACUACAAAUAAAUGUUGGCUCAAGCCUUCGCUGGCCACACCGAAAGACCCCGUAGGCCAUCAGUUUGACAUCUUUGGUUUAAAUAUUUUUCAUCAUUUCAGUCCGACAGCUUUCCGGAAAAUCUUCUGGCAUUAUUCUUUAAUAUGUCAAAUUGUCUUUGAUUAUGUUGACCGGGCAUUGUUCUUGCUAGUUCACAUAGGAAAGCUCUGGUUACCUCCGGAAGACGAAUUCUGAAGAGUUGCAGGUUACCGAUCCACUGUAAAGGGAGUUCCGUUUUGUAAAAGGGUUGAUCAAAUACCUUUUUAAAUUUAUUUAGAAAAUUAAAUUAUUAUAACCAUCAGUAAUUUCCAGUUUUUAACAUUACGUGAGGACGAAUUACCCUUUGCGGAUAGCAUGUUUGUCGCCGGAAGUUGCUAAAAACCCUUUUAGUUUUCAAUGGAAUACAUUUUUUGUGUCCCUUUCAAUCGUUCUGAACUGAAAAGCAUGCAUAUAUAUUUUCCCUCCAUAAUGCUUAACACUUCCGACGACCUAAUUUGGACCGCAGAGCACUCUUUUCGCAAACCGCUUACAGUUGCCCGAUAAGCAUAAGCAUCCGUCGGCACUUGGGCACGCGUGCAGCUUUUGAAAAGCCGGAAAAGCGCGGCCCUCCCACAGCUUUAUUACUGUACAUUCUAGCGCUGGGGAAAAAGGAUUUUUUCGGCAGAAUCCAUUCCGGCUAGCUCCAAAGUUUUCUGGAAUCGAUUUCGGAUAGCAGGUAUCAGCUCUAGAAUCAGAAUUAGUUUCAGAAUCGGAAUCGGGUCCGGCAUCGAAAACGGCUCUGGAAUCGGAAUUGGCUCCCAAAUUGGUUCCGGAAUCGGGAUCGGCUCCAGAAUCGGAAUCGUCUCCGGAAUAGGCUCUGCUCUGCUCUGCUGCUCUGGAAUCGGUUCAGGAAUCGAAAUUGCCCCCAAAAUUGAAAUUGGCUCCGAAAUCAAAAUCGGUUCCAGAAUCAGAGUCGGCUCUGGGAUGAGAAUCGGAAUAGGCUCCGAAAUCGGAAUCGACUGCGGAAUAGGAAUCAGCUCUGGAAUCGGUCCAGGAAUCGAAGCCGUUUGGGUUCAAUGAUGCUAGAUAUUGAUAGCCGCAAAGAAUCCAAAUUUACUUGUAAACGAUCCAUUCUCAUAGAGAUUCUCGGAUUGAUUUCGCUUCUGAAACUUCAUAUUUCAAGAACUGAUGCUCAUUCCGGAGCUAAUUCAACUUCUGGUGUCAAUUCCGAUUCUGAUUUUGAUUCCGGAACCGUUUCUGAUUCCGAAGCCAAUUCCGGAGUUGACGCCGAACCUGAUUCUGGAAUCGAUUCCGAAGCCAACUCCGGAAUCGGAAUCGGGUAGGUGUGAUUCAGAGCUCCCACCACUAGUAUAUUCACGAAACGUACCACGAUUUAAAUGAAGAAUGUAACGCGAGAGGGAUAAAGGAACAGGAAAACCCGAUUUGUGACAAAAAUCCAUAUAUUUCUUCAGUUUUAAGCUAUCAGACUCUUUCUUUUUUCUAACGGCAUUCUGUGUGCUUUCUCCGUGCUUUCCACUCUUUUGCAAUGAACAGCCUACUUUACUGGCAUGUGUGUGUGUGUUGAGAGGAUGUCAAUAUAAAAAAAAGCCCUAAUUCAAAUUUUGUUAACAGCUGCGCGCGCAACACGUGCUAUUGCUUUCUACUUUCGCAACGGAACGCACAUGGGCGAAAUAAAACAAACAAACAAAAAAACGAUGCAAAUGUUGGUGUUGCACCAGAGUUCAUCAUCUAAAUUAUGGGAUAAUGAAGCAAGCGAAA
Molecule: messenger RNA, 5860 nt
Organism: Anopheles gambiae (African malaria mosquito)
Lineage: Eukaryota; Metazoa; Arthropoda; Insecta; Diptera; Culicidae
Product: RING finger protein 141
Exons: 2
Coding region: 756-1742 (328 amino acids)
Biological process (GO): protein autoubiquitination
Molecular function (GO): ubiquitin-protein transferase activity
Source: RefSeq, a predicted model, not a curated record